UUCGCGCCGCUCUCAGCUGUGUGUUCUCCACCGUACCAACUGCUGGCGCUAGUUAGUGGAGUUUGUCACGGACACGAGAAAGUCAUUUCUUCAGCACUUUCACUUUACUAAGCCUUGCAAAAGUCGCCUUUCUUGAAAGUGUGUGAAAUCUGUCGUUGCUUUACAUCAUGUCUAAGCGUGUAGCUGUAGUUCUCGCAGGCUGUGGCGUUUUCGACGGAUCUGAGAUCCACGAGGCUUCUGCAGUUCUGGUGCAUUUAAGCCGAAAUGGAGCAACUGUUAAAAUAUUCGCACCCAGCGUUGAUCAGAUGCAUGUUGUAGAUCACGUGAAGGGGGCUCCGACUGAGGAGAAGCGCAAUGUGCUGGUGGAAAGUGCUCGACUUGCCCGAGGUGACAUUCAAGAUCUGUCUGAACUCACUGCGAAGGAUUUUGAUGCCAUUAUUUUCCCAGGUGGCUUUGGAGUUGCAAAGAAUCUGUGCAGCUGGGCAGUACAAGGCAAAGACUGCUGUGUGAAUGAGCAGGUUAAAGCAGUCCUGCAGGCUUUCCAUGCUGAGAAGAAACCCAUUGGCUUGUGCUGCAUCUCUCCAGUACUGGCAGCUAAGGUCUUCCCUGGCUGUGAAGUCACAGUUGGCAAUGACAAAGACGAAAGAUCUCCUGAUGUUCCAGGGACUGCAGAAGCCAUCACCCAGCUGGGCUGCAAACACAUCUGCAAGAAUGUCAAUGAAGCCCAUGUGGAUGAGAAAAAUAAGAUUGUCACCACCUGUGCCUUUAUGUGUAAGGCACCUCUCCAUGAGAUAUUUGAUGGCAUUGGCGUGAUGAUUCAAGAUGUUCUUAAACUUGUCUAAAUACAAUCUAGAAGCACAAAUCAGAGAAUCUAAAUCUGCUGGAUUUUUAUGUAAUUACAUCCUAAAAGCAUCAGGGAAGGAUCUUUGCCUGACAACCGUAAUGCACAUGUUAAUUGUGAAGUAGAAUUUCUUAAAUAAACUUCACGUGACUGACUGAACUGAAA
Hemibagrus wyckioides is the source of this 1006-nucleotide messenger RNA. RefSeq lists its product as uncharacterized. The record is from RefSeq and is a predicted model, not a curated record. The coding region runs from base 168 to 842 and encodes 224 amino acids. NCBI's taxonomy places the organism in Eukaryota, Metazoa, Chordata, Actinopteri, Siluriformes, Bagridae. The transcript is spliced from 4 exons.